AGUUGGGCGUUUAAAAUUGUCCCUUCCCUUAGUGUGGCCCUGUACCCGAAAUGGAGAGCAUUUCUGAGAAGUCUGAGGGGACCAGCAGCUCAUCAUUAGAAGAAUAUGAGAGUAAGCAUUGUAUCGGUAGUGCUGCGAGCGGUAUCAUAUACGACCGGAACCAGCGGAUAUUCAGGAUCUACACAGCUGAGACCUUGUAUACAUUUCGUAUAACAACUACUGGGCAGUUGGAGCAUCUGUAUUGGGGGCCUAAGCUUCCACUAAAGGAUGAUCUCACAUUCCUCUCCCUGAACUCUCUGGCUAUGGCUAGUCCAUUCGAUCCAACGGGACAAGCAGAGCCUGCUGGCAUACGGGAGCUCACGUCUGCCUAUGGGAAGCGGUUGGAAGUGGAGGAUCUCAGUGAUAGAUGGAAGACCUAUAGUCGCGAGGCUAAGAGUGGUAUAGGUGAGGACCUUAGACGAGAGAACGCCUUUUGGCGUAGAUGGCGGAUGUCUCAGCUGGAGAGGGCUGAGAUGGAGAAGGAGAGUGAUCAGAAAGAACUCGGAGUGGUGACCUUCGAGGAGUCCCCUCAGAAGUUAUCAAGCUGGAGGCAACAACACGUCAAACCCAGGCGCGGUUCGUCAUGGGGAUCACCGGCCUAUGGUCGGGCCACGACCAUGAGGGCAACGGCUCGGAGGGCCUCGGCUUUUGUGGGAAGACCUCCGAGUCCGACACGAUCUGAGGACGCUGGCCCGACCCACGUGUACCAGCAGAUCAUGGGUAAAAACUCCCUUAUGCUGGAAUACAGCGACUACGGUACUGGCGACUACAGACUGCCCAGCUUUGGAGUUCGAUACAACGCCAAGUCGGAGCUAGGUCACAGUGAGAUCUCCCCCGUGGAGUAUGUGGAUCAUAAGAUAGUACAGGGGAAAAGGCCGAUAUCUGAGAAGCCUCACUCGUCACUACCUCAAGUUCGCUGUGAAUCGGAGGAAGACUGUAUGACCCUAGAGAUCGACCUGCAAGAUCGAGUCUCGGGGCUCACUUUGACGCUCUACUUUACUGUCUAUCCAGAGUGGGACGUUAUUGUGCGGAAGACCCGAAUGAUGAACCCCUUAUCCUCUGGAUUCCCUGUUGGUGUAGAUCACUUGAUGAGUACUACAUGUAACUUUGAGUCUGGCAACCAUCACGUUACCCACUUAGGAGGUUCUUGGGGUAGAGAGGCUCAGAAGAUAAGCUUUCAGUUGCAGCAAGGAGCCAUCCGUAUCGAGUCUACUCGUGGGGUGAGCAGCCAUAUGCACAACCCUAUGUGUGUCAUUAGCAAAGGGCCGUAUAACGAGGAUGCUGGAUAUCAUUGGGGCUUCAUGUUCGUGUACAGUGGUAGCUUUCUCAUUGAGUGCGACACUAACGAGACUAAUAGGCUCAGAGUUAACGUGGGUUUCAACCCCUUGACUUUCAAGUGGAAACUUUAUCCCGGAGAGUCCAUCACUACUCCUGAGACCAUAAUGAUAUUCAGUAGCUCUGGGGCUACUAGUCUCACGCAUAAGUUCCACAGGAUAUUGCAGGAUAGGCUAAUCCCAUCUCGAUGGCGCUAUACGAGGCCACCAGUGGUGUGUAAUACGUGGGAGUCGAUGUACUUCGAUGUCACUCACGACAGGGUCAUGCAGUUGGCUCGUCAUGCUGCUGCUGUCGGGGCUGAGAUGUUAGUCGUUGAUGAUGGAUGGUUCACUAAUAGGAAUGAUGAUACGGGAGGGUUGGGGGACUGGGAAGUUGACAAGGAGAAACUCCCUUUUGGUAUACCACAUCUAUGUAACGCCAUCAACCAGUUGGGUUUGGGUUUUGGUUUAUGGAUAGAACCCGAGAUGGCAUCCCCUGGUUGUCAUCUACUACAGAAGUAUAAGGACUGCACAUUGCAAGCCAAGAAUAGGCCGAUGACUAUGAGGAGGCAUCAAUUCCUGUUAGACUUUAGUCAAGAGAGGGUCAGACGAUACGUCCUCAAGAAGUUGAGGUCCAUCCUAUCGAGUUGCAACAUAGCCUAUGUGAAGUGGGAUAUGAAUCGUCAUUUAACGGAGGCUCAGAGUGCUCUAUUAUCUGAUGAUAGACCACAAGGGGAGACCAUGCACAGGCAUAUGCUUGGAGUCUAUCAGGUCCUCGACUCUAUCACUUCCGAAUUCCCUCUGGUACGUUUUGAGACGUGUGCAGGAGGAGGUGGCAGGUUCGAUGCCGGCAUGUUGUAUUUUGGUCCCCAAAUUUGGGCAUCGGAUAACACCGACGCCUGCUGUAGAGCACGUAUACAAUCGGGCCUCUCUGUGGGUUACCCCAUGAUUACUAUGGGCAGUCACAUUACAGCCACACCUAACCAUCAAACUGGACGGGUCCUGCCGGGAAAUGUGAGAGGAGGAAUGUCCAUGCUUGGUGCCAUGGGCGUGGAGUUGAACCUUAUGAAGGCUGAUGUGGAGCUUCUUGAGGAGAUCAAAGCGUUACUGCAUGUCUAUAAAUCAGCAAUUGAUUCUAACCUUCUAAAGGGGAAAUUCUAUAGACUUUGGGACCCUUUUGAUAUGCACUCGACACAGGUAUUCGGUGCGGAGGCAACAGCCUGGAUGGAAGUAGCAUGUGACAGAUCUAGGGCUAUCGUGAUGGUGUGCAUGUUACAUCUGAAGGAGGUUGGUAAGAUCAUCCCAAGGCUUCAAUUGAAGGGUCUAUCAGAGGAUACCCUAUAUGACAUAAUAGAUCUCGCACCGAGCUCAUAUGUCCGUAACCCACAGACUCUACAAGUUGUGUGUAAUCCCGUACCGGUGUCCAAGUUCAGUGGUCUACAACUUAGAGGUGUAACUCUCAUGAAAGCUGGCUUACCACUCCAAUUCCUAUUCGAUGGGGAUUGUAGUCUAUUCGAGAUUAGGAGUGCUGACCUGGGCCCCCGAUCGGGACCAGCUCGCAGCUUCGACUUCACUAACCUCCACUGAGUAGUGUGAGCGCCUCAAGUGGCUGCAUAUCUCUUGCCGGCCCGUUCUCGUGUUACCUUAAACGUUGUCUACUCCAAGC
This is a messenger RNA of Perkinsus marinus ATCC 50983, 3018 nucleotides long. RefSeq names its product Alpha-galactosidase C precursor, putative. Gene Ontology annotation, biological process: carbohydrate catabolic process. Bases 51 to 2939 code for a protein of 962 amino acids. The record is from RefSeq and is a predicted model, not a curated record. The transcript has 22 exons. Lineage: Eukaryota; Perkinsozoa; Perkinsida; Perkinsidae. Gene Ontology annotation, molecular function: alpha-galactosidase activity.